Lycium barbarum (goji berry) is the source of this 1980-nucleotide messenger RNA. RefSeq lists its product as uncharacterized. The transcript has 3 exons. Lineage: Eukaryota; Viridiplantae; Streptophyta; Magnoliopsida; Solanales; Solanaceae. The coding region runs from base 1 to 1980 and encodes 659 amino acids. The record is from RefSeq and is a predicted model, not a curated record.
AUGCGUGCAGCCUUAUUGUGGAUAGUUAGUGAUUUUCCAGCAUUAGCAACGGUUUCUGGAUGGAGCACCAAAGGGAAACUGGCAUGCCCCACUUGUAAUUAUGACACAUGCUCUCAAUAUCGCAAGCAUAGUCGUAAGAUGUGUUACAUGGGUCAUAGGAGAUUUUUGCCUCGCGAUCAUCCAUUAAGAAAAGAUAAGAAAUCAUUUAAUGGUCAGGAGGAGCAUAGACCUGCACCAAAUCCUUUGUCGAGUGUAGACGUAUUUGAAGAGCUGCGUGAAUUCAACAAUGUGUAUGGAAAGGGAAAAAAAAGGCCUUGGGAUAAUAAGGAUGGAAAGCCAAAGGAUUAUGUAAAUUCUCGCUAUGAAUUACAAGAAAUGGGGAUACGGAAGAAGCUACAACCAAUAAAAGAUGAUAAUAGUAGUUUAAGUUUAGCUCAAGCUUGUUUCUCCAUGAAGCCAGAACAGAAAGGGUUGUUUUGCACAAUCAUGAAAAAUGCCAAAUUACCAAAAGGGUGUGCUUCGAAUAUAUCACAACGUGUGCAAGUGAAGGAGAUGAAAAUAUCAGGGUACAAGAGCCAUGAUGCUCAUUUUAUAAUGCAUCACCUUCUCCAAGUUGCUGUUAGAAAAGCUUUGCCCAAGAAUGUUUCGCUGACCUUGAUUAGGUUGGGCAAUUUCUUUAGAGCCAUAUCUAGUAAGGUUAUAAGGCCAAGAGAUCUUGAAAAAAUGCAUUCUGAAAUUGUUGAAAUAAUAUGUGACCUUGAAAAGAGUUUUCAUCCAACAUUUUUUGAUAUAAUGCUACAUUUACCUAUUCAUUUAGUGAAUGAAAUUAAGUUUGGGGGUCCGACCCAUCUUUGUUGCAUGUAUUCCAUUGAGAGGCACCUAUGUAUGUUGAAGGGGUUCGUUCGCAAUCGAUCUUAUCCAGAAGCAUCAAUUGCAGUGGGGUUCCUGGCUGAAGAGUGCUUGACUUUUUGUUCGAGAUACCUACACGAUGGCGUGAAGACAAGAUUUAGUAGGUACCAAACUGAGGAUGAUGGGUGCCUUCAAAAUUUUUCACCUAUAUUCCCUAACAUAGGUCAUCCAAUUGGAAGAGAGAAGAAAAAGAGAAAUACUUUUCCUAUGGAUUCACAAUCCAAAGAUGAAGCACAUCGGUAUGCUCUGUUCAAUACUGGAGAUGAACAAGUGGAGAAGUUAAUUGAGGAACAUAAGAAUUUGAUGGGUAAUCAUACUAGAUCAAAUGCCUGGGUAAGAGCAAGGAAUCAUAGUCGGGAAUUCAGUAACUGGUUUGAAAAGAAAGUUGAAAAUGUUGAAGUGCCAGAUUAUUUACGAGGGCUAGCUCAAGGGCCUAAUUCGGUGGCCAAAAGAUAUACUGCAUAUUUCAUUAAUGGAUACCGAUUUCAUACGAAAACCCGAGAUGCACCCCGCAAGACUCAAAAUAGCGGAGUGACUUUAUCAGCAACAACUGAUAGUUUUGCUAGUGCUAGGGACCAAAAUCCUAUUGAUGGAGAGGUUAUCUAUUAUGGAGUUAUUCAAGAUAUCAUUGAGAUUGAUUAUUAUGGUCAUUUUAGUGUCGUGUUGUUUAGAUGUGAUUGGUUUCCUAAUGAAGUAGAUGAAUAUGGUUUAACUCGGGUAUACUUCAACAGAUUAUGCAGUUCAAAUAACCCUUAUGUGUUAGCAUCGCAAGUUCAUCAGGUUUUUUAUGUGGAGGAUCCAGUUGAGAAAGAGGUUUACUAUGCAAGGAAUAAAGUCCCGGUAGAUUUGUAUGAUUUAGAGGAAGAGAAUUGUCCCAAUAUCAGAGACACAUUUUGGAGGGAACCUAAUGAUGACAUUGGUUCCUCAAGUAGAUUACCUGAUCUUGACAAUGGCAGGUUAAGAGAAGACAUGCCUGUUGAUGUUAUUGACGUACCAUUUCGUGCACAAGAUUUACAAGAAACAAUUAGAGAAUCAUCAGAAGAGGAGGAUGACAUUGAUGAUACUGAUUGA